AUCUACCCCACUCCUUUUCAAGUCGUCUUCCCCAAAUUAUCAGUUGUAGCAAUUUUGUGGCUAUAAAUUUCUGAAUACACAUCAAAUCUAGGGUUUCCAUAUUCCUCAACUCCAUCUCAUUUCUCUGCAAAUCCAUCGAUCAUGGAGGUGAAGGCUAAAGCCCUGAACUUUAUGCUGUAAUCGAACUUGAUUGGUCAAAGUUUGGAGCUUUAGUUGGUGGAAGACAUGAAGCAAUGACCACCACACUUCAAGAUUUGGAUGAUCCUGAUCGGAACAAGGUUGAAAGCAAUGGUUCCAAUGUUAUUAAUCACAAUACCCCUAUUUUAGAUGAGUCUAAAGGUAAAGGUAUUGAAACUGCGGACCCAGUGGGUUCACCUCCCUCAGUGAAAUCCUCACCAACAGCUAAAGGAUUUGGCUUGAAGAAAUGGAGGAGGAUCAGGCGGGAAGCACACAAGGAUGAGGACAGUAACACAGACAGUGCUAAGUUGUUGAAGCGUGGUUUGUCGAGCUCUGCUGCAAACUCAGCAAAACCUGUACAUUUGUCCACUGGAUCGAUCCGAAAUAGUGAUGGAUCUGUUUCUUCAGUAAAUGCACUAUUGGGUAGCCCUGAUGUUCUUGUUGAUGGCUUUGGUCUUAUUGGUAAUUCUGGGUUGGCGAUUCAGCCUAUAUUUUUGGGUGGAACAGACUCGGAAAAUAGUGAGGAUCGGAGUAGUAGGUCUUCGACUGCAGCCAGUGCUCCAAAGUCAAGGUACGAAGCAUCUGUUUUCCAUGGUUAUAUGCCUGUUAAGAGUGGGCCAGGGACUCUGAGUGGGAAGAUGGGUACUUCAGCUCAGCAAUCUCAUCGGGGAAAGGGUCAGGCUGAAAUUACUAAAAAGCCUAGAGGAGAAAGGGUCAAAAUAGAGAAGGAAAACUCUCAUUCAAGCAUGGAAUCCGACUCACAAAGCUCCAAUUUUCUACCUAGGCAGAGUAAUAAUCAUGCAACAAGUAAUGGUAUGAAAGGUGAAAGCUCAGUGAAUAAUGAUGGACAAUUCAGUGAUGAAGUUCUCACCAGAGAAAGACCAUUCAGCGAGGAACUUCAGACUGCUCUAGACAGAAGAAAUGGUAAGGAGUGUGAAACUCAAGAAGAUCUAGGCGCUGAAUCCGCCUGGGAGGUUAAAGAAGAGAGGAGUGAGUAUCAGGGGUUGUCCACAGAUCAUGAUCCUCUGCUGGAGUCUAUCUUCACCCUUCAAGCUGCUCAGGAAAAUCUUGAAAGAGAAAUUCGGAAAUGGAAAGAAAUUAGAAUAGAAGAUGAUGUCAUUGACCAUUCUGUUCGGGAUGUUGGUAUUAUUUCAGACUUCAGUUCAGGUGACACAGAUUUUCCUGGACCAAACACAUCUGAACAGUCACAACCCAGUAACAGUGUGCAACAUUCAUUUAACUCGUUGGAGUCUGAAGUAGUCAGCUUAAAGCAGAAUGUUAUACUAUUGCAAAACAAGCUUAAUGAUGAAGCAAACUUGAUCAAGUUAAAGGAAGCCAGAGUUGCUGAACUGGAAGCCAUCUUAAGUCGUAACACGGAGAAGGAAGAAAAGAAAACAGGAAAUGACUUGCACCAGAGUAGUGGGGACAUUGAAAAAGAGCUUGAGGGCCUCUUUAGGCAGAAGAUUGAAGCUGAACUUGAGUAUUUAGUAAUAUCAAGAACCAUCCAAAAGUGGAGAGCUGCAGCAGUUGAUCAAGUUACUCUCAUGGAAGAACAAAAAAUAUUAGCUACCGAACAAGCACAGAUGGUAAAGAAGCUCGGAGAUUCAGAAACAGAGGUUGCAAUGCACAAGUCACAGGUUGAAAUCUUGGACAAUUACUGUGAUAAUGUAGCCAGCACUAAUAAAACACUGGAGCUGCGGAAGGGAGUCUGCAAGUAUAGUUCCUAUUUUUUGAUACAAUUGGUAUUGUUGGUUAUCGUCUUUGGACUGUAUAUGUUGCAGAUGUCAUCUGAUGCUGUUGAAGUUGUGCCAACAUAAUUUUGAGAUGUGAGCCUUUUUUCCCUUUCUCUUGUAUUUUCAACAUAGAGCAACGACCAAUGUUAAUUUAGUCGUUUUAUAUGUUCAUACAUAGAUGGAACACCUACUUUCUUUUUUGUCAAGUCGAUAUUGAAUUCAAUGAUAAAUAUAAAAAAUGGUUUGGUGGCUCAUAAGUUUUGGCAUUUGCAGAUAUUGACCAUCAAAUAGUUGUAAUCUGA
Molecule: messenger RNA, 2212 nt
Organism: Solanum pennellii
Lineage: Eukaryota; Viridiplantae; Streptophyta; Magnoliopsida; Solanales; Solanaceae
Product: WPP domain-interacting protein 1
Exons: 3
Coding region: 234-1994 (586 amino acids)
Source: RefSeq, a predicted model, not a curated record